AUGGCUCUGACUACAGCACAACUAUUUAUUGGCAAUAAUAUUUCAGUGGUUGUUGGAGAUCAGGAUGGGGUCAUUACAUGUUUCGGCAUAAAAAAAGGGGAAGCUGUGCCAGUGUUCAAGACGCUGCCAGGCCAAAAAAUUGCAAGAUUGGAGUUGGGAGGAGCUCUUAAUACACCACAAGAGAAAAUUUUUGUGGCUACAGGAUCAGAAGUUAAAGGCUUCACAAAAAGAGGGAAGCAGUUUCUUUCAUUUGAAACUAACCUUACUGAAAGCAUCAAAGCUAUGCAUAUUUCAGGAGCAGAUCUCUUUCUUUGCGCGAGCUAUAUCUAUAACCAUUACUGCGACUGCAAAGACCAGCACUACUACCUAUCAGGAGAUAAAAUCAAUGAUGUUCUCUGCCUUCCUGUAGAUAAAGUGAAUUGCAUUACGCCGGUACUUGCAUGUCAGGAUAGAGUCCUCAGAGUUUUACAGGGAUCUGAUUUACUCUAUGAGGUAGAAGUUCCUGGACCACCUACUGUUCUUGCGCUAAGCAAUGGAAAUGGGGGUGAUUCUGGAGAAGAAAUUGUGUAUGGAACCUCUGAUGGUAAACUGGGUCUUAUCCAGAUUACUGGUUCCAAGCCUAUACCUAAGUGGGAAAUUGGAAAUGAAAAGAAGAGAGGAGGUAUCUUAUGUAUUGAUAGUUUUGACAUUCUGGGAGAUGGAGUUAAAGAAUUACUCGUUGGACGAGAUGAUGGAAUGCUAGAAAUCUAUAACUUUGAGAGUGCAGAUGAUCCUGUUCUUCGAUAUGAUCAUGCUUUAUCAGAGAGCAUUGCAUCAAUCCAGGGUGGCUGUGUAGGAAAAGAUGGGUAUGAUGAAAUUUUAGCAUCCACGUAUUCAGGCUGGCUGACAGGACUGACUACAGAACCUGUCCAUAGAGAAGAUGGAUCAGGUGAAGAACUAAAAUUAAGUCAAGAAAUGCAGAGCAAGAUUUCAUCCUUAAGGAAUGAAUUGGAACACUUACAGAUGAAAGUACUUCAGGAACGUGAAAAAUACCAGCAGUCUUCUCAAUCCAGUACUGCUGUUUCAUCAGUACCUGCGUUUAGUGUGAAUGAUAAGUUUACCUUAAAUAAGGAUGAUGCUAGCUACAGCCUCAUCUUGGAGGUGCAGACAGCUAUAGAUAAUGUCCUGGUACAGAGUGAUGUCCCAAUAGACUUGCUGGAUGUGGAUAAAAAUUCUGCUGUUGUUAGUUUUAGCAGCUGUGAUUCUGAGCCAAAUAGCAACUUUCUUCUUGCGACUUACCGAUGCCAAGCAAAUACUACGAGACUUGAACUUAAGGUUCGAUCGAUUGAAGGACAGUAUGGGACACUGCAAGCAUAUGUAACUCCAAGAAUUCAACCAAAAACCUGCCAAGUUCAUCAAUAUCAAAUUAAACCACUUUCGCUUCAUCAGAGAACUCAUUCUAUUGACCAUAACAGACCCAUGAAUACACUGACGCUCAAAGGCCAGUUCAGUUUUGCUGAAAUUCACUCGUGGGUUGUGUUUUGCUUGCCUGAGGUGCCUGAGAAGACUCCCGCUGGAGAAAGUAUCACCUUUUAUUUUCAGAACACCUUCCUGGGUACACAGCUUGAAAGUACUUACAGAAAAGGUGAGGGAUGUUUUAAGUCUGACAACAUUUCUACAAUAUCCAUCCUAAAAGACGUACUUUCCAAAGAGGCCACUAAAAGGAAGAUUAAUCUCAACAUAUCAUAUGACAUAAAUGAAGAAUCUGUGAGGCACACAUUAAAGCUUAUCCACCCUAAGUUAGAGUAUCAGCAGCUGUUGGCCAAGAAGGUCCACUUAAUAGAUGCCUUGAGAGAAUUACAAGUCCAUGAAGGAAAUGUGGACUUCCUGCUACCAAAAUACCGCAGCAUUUUGGAAGAGGCAGAUCAGCUGCUUGAGGAAUACAAGAGACAACCUGCACAUCUCGAGAGACUUUAUGGUAUGAUCACAGAUCUCUUCAUAGAUAAAUUUAAAUUUAAAGGCACCAACGUGAAAACAAAAGUUCCUCUUCUUCUGGAAAUUCUGGAUGGCUGCGAUCAAGAUGGACUAAUUGCUUUUUUUGAGGCUGCAGCCUGA
Pygoscelis adeliae (Adelie penguin) is the source of this 2094-nucleotide messenger RNA. It is a transcript of the gene BBS7, whose product is annotated as Bardet-Biedl syndrome 7. Gene Ontology annotation, molecular function: protein binding. The coding region runs from base 1 to 2094 and encodes 697 amino acids. The record is from RefSeq and is a predicted model, not a curated record. Gene Ontology annotation, cellular component: ciliary basal body; membrane; axoneme. NCBI's taxonomy places the organism in Eukaryota, Metazoa, Chordata, Aves, Sphenisciformes, Spheniscidae. The transcript has 18 exons. Gene Ontology annotation, biological process: intracellular protein localization; non-motile cilium assembly; intracellular transport.